This is a messenger RNA of Closterium sp. Yama58-4, 1731 nucleotides long. The record is from the annotation of a GenBank genome assembly. Lineage: Eukaryota; Viridiplantae; Streptophyta; Zygnematophyceae; Desmidiales; Closteriaceae.
AUGGACGUCGAUGAUCCGACCGUCCCAUUUCUUUCCCGUGACGACCCUGCUGACGUCAUCUCGACCCCGUCGGACGUCGUCUCCUCACCUCCUGACGUCAUCCUAUCGCUCCCCGACGACGAAAAACCUGUCGGUUGUUCGUCGCAGGCUCUGCCUGGCGACGACCUCCCGUCGCACGACGACGCCUCUCAAGGCGACAUCGCCGUGUCGCCGAGCGACGAUCAUCUAGCGCCCGCGCUGUCGCCGUUCCAACCGGAGGCCUUCCCCGCUCUCCUUCCGCAGAACUCCGCGCCGUUACCCCCUCGUUCUCCGCCGUCCCCCCCUCCAACUUGCUCCCACCAUUCGUCGUGCGCGGAGCGCGCGGAGCCCGCCGUUCCUCCGCGCGCUGGACCUGCCUCCCCCUCCCCGCAAGCUUUCUCCUCUCCUCAAGUUUCCCCCUCCCCUUAUGUUCCGCGCGGCUAUCUCCCCCUCUCCCCUAAUGUCCACGUGCCCUACGCACCGGCGUCCCCUGGAAUAUCAUCAGAUAGUUUUGACCAAUGGCGGUUCACGGGCAGCCCGGAAAAAACGACAACGGGAGUAGCAACGGGCAGCCCGAAGAAGCCAGCCACUAGCAACCUACCCGAUUCCGCAACGGGCAGCCCAAAAAGAUCUCUUCUUGGCGGCUUUAAGAACCUGCGCGGAAACAGCACCUCCUGUGUAGCAGGCGGUGUUAAGGGGAGCGUGGAAAGAGGAGGCGGAGGUAACUUGGGUCAUGGGAUUGGGAGUGGGGGAGGGGAGAAGUGGGGAAGAGCGAAAGGGAGAAGGCGAAAAAGGGAGGAGAAGCAGGAGAGGGAGGAGGAGAGGGAGGAAAGGGAGGAGAGGGAAGAGGGGACGAAGGACAGGGGCGAAGAGAGGAGAGAGGAGGGGAGGGAGAACGGGGUUGCUGCUGCUGCUCUGAGAGGCGGAGAGGGAGGAGGGGAGGCGGGUGAGUCAGCAGGGUGGUGUGCCACGUCAUCAACUUCAUCCGUGCUUGUGGGUGGUGACGAGGAGGAGUGCGAAGAGGAAGAGUGCGACGGACGUGCAGAAGCAGAGGGGAUGCGAGAGAGGGACAGCAACGGCCGGGUGGAAGGGGAGAGUGAGGGGAGAGGUUAUGGUGAUGAAGGCAGUGCAGAGGAGGGGCAGUGGCAGCUGGGAGGGAAUGGAGGGAUGAAAGGAGAGAAGACAAGGAGGGUAGGUGGGGGUUUAGUCAGCCGUGGCAGAAAGAGGAGAAGCAGUGGGAGUAGGGAGAGCGGAAGGUGCAGAGCAGAGGGGGGCGGCACAGCUGAUGCAGGGCUCAGGCGUGAAGAGGGCGAUGUGGCUUCGCAAGGGCAGGAGGGUGCAGCGGAAGCAGUGCAAGCAGGCCGAGUGGUGGGGUCUGAUGGUGCAGCGGUGCCAAGUGGUGCUUGGGUUCCGCCGGUGUCUCCCUUCGGCCUCAUCCAGGAGCGCCUGUAUCGUGACCCGUGGAGACUGCUGGUUGCAUGUAUGCUGCUCAACAAGACAGCAGGCAGGCAGCUCCACAAAGUCAUCUGGGACCUAUUCCGCCUCAUCCCCUCCCCAGAGGCAGCCAUAGCAGCACCGACGGCUGAGAUCGCGCGCACCAUCCAAUCUCUGGGGCUGCACAACAAGCGCGCCGCCAUGAUCCAACGGUUCUCAGCGGAGUUCCCGAGGGGCGAUUGGACGGACGUGAGGCAACUGCACGGCAUUGGGAAGUGA